Penicillium soppii is the source of this 1767-nucleotide messenger RNA. RefSeq lists its product as uncharacterized. Bases 1 to 1767 code for a protein of 588 amino acids. NCBI's taxonomy places the organism in Eukaryota, Fungi, Ascomycota, Eurotiomycetes, Eurotiales, Aspergillaceae. The transcript has 2 exons. The record is from RefSeq and is a predicted model, not a curated record.
AUGCCGACCGCUAUCUCUCUUCGCCCGCUAGAUCACACAGACUGGAUGAAUCAGUGCAAUGGAAACUGGCCCGUCUCUCCUAUUUCUGACGACCAGACCAUGCAUGUACCAGUAAAAAACGAAUCCCAAUACAAUUCGGAAACCCAAGAAACACUUAACCCCGCUAAGCUUCGUCGACGAGCCUCACAAGGAUCCCUCCGCACAAGACCAUCGCCAGUCUCUCGUUUCCUCUCGAAGAGCAGCGUGGCAGUGAAUUUUCCAUCGUGGGAACAACGCUCCUCGCCAUCGUCUCGUUCCGAGUCUCGCACCCGGUCGGUCGAUUCACGUCUUCGUCUGUCAACCACUGUUUCUCGCGGGCCGAGACCGUUGACCAGACAUUUGAGUGCUUCCCCUUCCUGGAAUUCACCACCUGCAUAUCAGGGUGAAUACCCCGCCAUAUUACCCCCCACUCCACCAGAGGAAGACAUUCCCGUUGCUUGGAACCCCAAGUCCGAGAUGCUUUUGUUCGACGCACCCCACCAUCCGGGCUCUAUGCCUAUGAUGGACGAAUCCCCGAGUGUGGACAGCUCUUCUGCGGCGGGUGCCUCAGAUACUCUCAGUAGCCCAUCGGAUGGGCUAUCUCACAGAGGAUCUUCCAGCUCUGGGGGAAGCCCUGGACCUCGCGAUGAAAUGGACUGUCAGCAGGAUAUGGGUUCAUGGCUGGAUCAUGGCAUCAACAUGACUGCUUCAUCACUCGCUCACUCCAACCCUCGAGGCGAGGCCGUUAAAAUCGUCUCCCAAACUCUCCCAUAUCCCAGGACAUCCGACCAGUCGGUGACAUUACCAAAAACCGGCAGUGUCUUCUCCUCCAUGGUCCAAGCUGUCCACAACCACUUACGACCUGGCCAAUCUCCUUAUAUCAAUGUCACCCACGCAGUCCCAGAGCAAUUCAGUCUCUCGAACCUGCCACUCUCUCCUCCCAGCACUCCUCGCUCCCCAACUGCUGCAGAGCAAUACUUCAAUGCAACCGUCUUCUCCAGCGCGGCAGUCGUUGGUGCUUACCAUGAUUACCGCGGCCCCCUCCAACGGCAAAUGUCCCACGCCCCAAUGCCCAUCGUCCCCCCUCACAGCGUCCACAUCUCCGUCCUCGAGCGCUACCUCCCCCCACCUUCCGCGCAAGAGUACCGUGAUGUGUUCUGCCCCACCCGUCCAUCUUUCCUCGUCGACCGCAUGAGCGAACUGUCACCAAACGGCGGCACUCUCCUUUUCGUGUAUCCCACCAAAAAAGGCGCCUCAACCUUCAAGUCACAAUACUUAGGCCCAAUUCUCGACCCUCUCCUCCGCCAACUUGUCGUGGUAAAUGAGCUCUCUGCAGAUGUGGGCCGGUUCCUCGGCAAACUCUCCUCCGUUUCCCAAAUGGACGACUUUGCCACUAUGAAAGCCAACAUCGUGGCUCUCUGCGAGUCUCUCAGCUCCUCCUCCUCAAAAUUCCACGUCGCUGAUGCCGGUCGCGGAAGCACCCACCUCGACCGCAACCUUUGGGCUGAAUGGUUCAUCCAUCAGGAAAAAGCCCGCAUGAAGGAAACUCUCAGCCUAUACUGGCAGAACAGCCGCCGGCCCCACAAGCCCAUGGGCUCAGGCUCUGGCAUGAUGGGCAGCAAGGAAGUCACUUCCUCGGGCCUUCUGAGCGAGAUCUUCGACGGCAUCCGCAAACGACGCUAUGGCGAGGACAACGAGCCUCGUGAUGGUGUCGAGCUUGGUGUUUUUGUCAUCCGUCGAUCGAAUUAG